AUGGCUCUGACGGCUGAGCAGCUCGAAGCAGUCAAGCGAGCAUCACACGAGGUUCUGGAUGACUGCCUUGCCUUCCUCGCGCGACUUUGCCAGCUGGACACAACGAACCCGCCUGGAGUCAACUACCGCGAGUGCGCGACCCUUAUCGCUUCACACCUCGACUCGCUCGGUUACGAGACGGAACUCCUCCUCGUCGAUUCAGCCGACCUGCCCGCUCUCGCUCCGCAUGCCGAAGGACACGAGCGAGUCAACGUUAUCGGCCGAAGGAAGAGCGAGGCGAAGGAGCCGACGCUCGUCGAGGUUGCGGGAAAGACGAGGGAGAAGACGCUGCACUUCGACGGCCACUUUGACGUCGUUCCGAUCGGCGACGCCUCGACUUGGGUUCACCCACCUUUCGGCGCCGAAAUCGUCGAGGUCGAAGGCGGAAGGGCGAUGGUUGCGCGGGGCGUCAGCGACAUGAAAGGAGGGAUCGCAGCAGCAAUCUGGGCAGUCGAAGCCGUGAAGCGCGCGGGACUCAAGCUUCGCGGGACGGUCGAGCAUUCUGGCGUGGUAGACGAGGAGAGUACAGGCAUCAGAAACGCUGGAGCAGGCUGGCUUGUUGAGCAGGGUCACGUCUCGCCUGAGAAGGUCGACGGAGUCGUCAUCACGGAACCUCUGAACGUUGAGAACGUCUGCCUGGGUCAUCGAGGCGCGUUGUGGGCGACUAUCGUUUUUCACGGUGUCGCUUCUCACGGUGCAACUCCCCAACGCGGCGUCAACGCCCUCACACACGCCGCUACCUUCAUCGUCCGCGCGCAGGAAAAGAUCGUCCCGCACCUGUCCACUCUCCUCGACACCCGCGUAAUCCCCUCCGAAGCGCGCACCGCCUCACUCACAUUCACCGUCCUCAACGCCGGCAAAGGUCAAAACUCUGUACCGGACCUCGCGACGCUCAAAUGCGAUCGAAGGCUCGUACCCGGCGAGACUUUGGACGAGGCGAGGAGGCAGAUUCAUGAGGUUUUGGAGGAGUGUCAGGCGCAGAUGGGUGGACCGGAGGUGUUUAGGUAUGACUACAAGGAGGACUACAGUACGGAGCCGGUGUGGGUGGAUGAAGAGCUGGAGCUGUGUCGGAUUUGGGCGGACUCGGUCGAGCGGGUGGUCGGUCAGAAGGCGGGAAUCGUGUGCAGCCCAGGCUCAGACGACCAACGCUUCUUCGUUCGAGGCGGGAUCCCCCGAACAAUUGUCUACGGUCCCGGCAACAUCAAGCAAGUCCACAACCACGACGAGCAUCUCCUCCUCGACGACUUGCGGAAGGCAAUCGAGGUGAUGGCGCUAGGAGCGUGCGAGUUCCUCGGCGUCGAGUAG
Messenger RNA from Rhodotorula toruloides NP11, 1344 nucleotides. Its product is annotated as succinyl-diaminopimelate desuccinylase. Gene Ontology annotation, molecular function: hydrolase activity. The record is from RefSeq and is a predicted model, not a curated record. The transcript is spliced from 10 exons. NCBI's taxonomy places the organism in Eukaryota, Fungi, Basidiomycota, Microbotryomycetes, Sporidiobolales, Sporidiobolaceae. The coding region runs from base 1 to 1344 and encodes 447 amino acids.